Phaeodactylum tricornutum CCAP 1055/1 is the source of this 810-nucleotide messenger RNA. RefSeq lists its product with no specific name. Lineage: Eukaryota; Bacillariophyta; Bacillariophyceae; Surirellales; Neidiaceae. The transcript is spliced from 2 exons. The record is from RefSeq and is a predicted model, not a curated record. Bases 1 to 810 code for a protein of 269 amino acids.
AUGUUGUGCAACACUAGAUCCACCUUGGCGUUGUCCUUUUGGCUGCUGUGCGCGUUGGCAACGGCGAAAAAGCCGAAUCGCAAUGCCCCACACGCGCAUUCCGGCCUGUUGAAAGCGCACCAGCCCGGUCCCUUUCCCAUUGUCUUGUCGAAUGCCGACGAAGCGGAACUGAAUCGCGGGAACUCCGUCAUGAAGCAGACCAUGCCGGCUGCCGGAGAAGAAGCCGGGACCGUUCUCUGUGUGCAGGAUAUUGAUGCUCCCAUGCCGGCAGUUUGGAACCAGAUUCUCGAUCUGGGCGCCUACAAGGGAAAGGUGCCCAAAGUCAGCGCUUGCGAUAACUACAUAUGCCAAAAGAACCACGAUGGAACUUUUACCGUCAAGACACGUAUGGUCCUCGGAGUCAUGCCGGGUUAUUCGUACGAAAACUACUAUAACCAUCGGUAUUUGCCAGAAGAUUCCUCUAUGGUUUGGUCUCUGGAUUACGAGAAGACUUCGGAUUUUGACGACGUUGCCGGACACUGGCACGUCGCGGAGCACCCUUCCAAACCCUCUCACACGCGGGUCUUCUACUCCUGCGACGUCCAAAUGAAAGGCAACCUACCCAAACCAAUUAUCAACUACAUUGGUAAAGCGGCACUGAAACAGGCCACGUCGUGGGUUAAAAAAGAAGCUGAGCAAAACCAAAAGGCGACGCCGCCAGCACCCUUUGACGAGUGCUUUAGUGCAGGGGGCGACGACAAGGAAAACGCAGCACCAGCAGGUAUUGGCAAAGGCAUCAGAAAGCCAGCCUUUUUUGGCAGUCGGAAAUAG